Messenger RNA from Nasonia vitripennis (jewel wasp), 724 nucleotides. RefSeq lists its product as uncharacterized. Lineage: Eukaryota; Metazoa; Arthropoda; Insecta; Hymenoptera; Pteromalidae. The transcript has 3 exons. Bases 1 to 714 code for a protein of 237 amino acids. The record is from RefSeq and is a predicted model, not a curated record.
AUGUUUACUAAGAAAAAGGUCUCUGGGAACGGAAAAGACGAAAACCCAAAAACUUAUCGCGCAAAAAAGCCUAUACUUGCGCGAUCUGGCGAUCUAUCUAAAUUCGGAUCCAAAAUAAUUAUCUGCAUUUACAAUAUAAAAUACAAAAACCUUGUUUGUUUUACUAACUGUCAACAGAAAAUUCCAUUAUUCAGCAAACUGACGACACAGCUGAAUCUUACGAACGGAAUCAUAAAUGGUGCUUCAAAUUUUAAGAGAGCAGAAAACUUUUGUCUUUACUUCCUGCCGUCCACAGUACGUUUAUACGGAAAAAUUAAUAUCGAUAAAUUGUAUGGAACAUUCAAUUACUCCUAUACAACACGAGUUUAUAAAGACAGUGGAAUUUUAAAUGCCAAUAUAAAAAACGUCACUGUUAUUCUGCAGGCUGAAUACCGAUUGGAUCAAUUUUUAAUCAGUAAUUCGAACUUGAAGAUCGAAAACAUUGGCCAGACGAAGGUUGACAUGAAAAGUGAAGCAAGACUUAGAUUGAUUGCCAAUACAGUGAUAAAUGUUGCGCUUCCCUUUUUCAAAAAUAAAAUUGCCAAUAUUGCUGACAAAAUACUUCUGCAAAUAAUGCAAGAAUCCAUCGAUUAUGCUAAUAAAAAUAUGAACAGCAUCAUAACCCAAGCCAUCUUGGGAACUAUAAAGUCGCUGCAAGGCGGAUACGAAAAAUGAUAAAAUUUCA